AGCAGCUUCCGUGUCACUGUUAAUACCGGCAAGAAAGGGAGGGAGGAAGGGAGGAGAAGGGAGCCAUUCAUGUCUUAUACCUCUGUAUGACUUCACAGAGGAAGAGUGAGAGAAUGUGCAAAAACAGAUCUAGGAAGAAGAGAAUUAGUCAUGUAUGAGAUUUUAACACUGGAAGCAAACAGAAGAAGAAAGAGAGAAAGAAAUUGAGAAAGUUAGAAACAGGAGAUAAGCAUAUAUACGAGAAAAGGUGUGGAAAGGACAAAAACAGGUGUCACACUGUGGAAUUAACAACGGUUUCGGUCUUUUUUCCUGCAAUUCAUCCUUCCAUCCACCACACAGGACGUCCGAAACGAGACCAGCAGUGGAUCAACAGGAGACGGAGAGUGAAACAGAAGAGGCAAGAAGUGUUCAGAUCACGAUCAAAGGAGUCUACAGGUGACUGCUGAUGUCCAGCCAUAAGGAUAAAAACCAGGGCCAUGGUCAUUUUACAGCAGGGCGACUAUGUCUGGUUGGACCUGAAGACUGGUCGGGAGUUUGAGGUGCCGAUCGGCGCAGUGGUCAAACUCUGUGACUCCGGACAGAUCCAAGUGGUGGAUGAUGAAGGAAAUGAGCACUGGAUCUCCCCCCAAAAUGCCACCAACAUCAAGCCAAUGCAUCCCACCUCCAUCCACGGGGUGGAAGACAUGAUUCGCCUGGGAGACCUCAAUGAAGCUGGUAUCCUCCGUAACCUGCUCAUCAGAUACAGAGAAAAACUUAUAUAUACAAACUGUGGUGGCAGAACGUACACAGGCUCCAUCCUUGUGGCUGUCAAUCCUUACCAGCUGCUGCCCAUCUACACGGCUGACCAGAUCCGCCUCUACACCAACAAAAAGAUCGGUGAAAUGCCACCUCAUAUAUUUGCCAUUGCUGACAACUGUUACUUCAACAUGCAGAGGAACAACCGCGACCAGUGCUGUAUCAUCAGUGGUGAAUCUGGAGCAGGAAAAACAGAAAGCACCAAACUGAUCCUUCAGUUUCUGGCGGCCAUCAGUGGUCAACACUCCUGGAUAGAGCAGCAGGUCCUGGAGGCAAACCCUAUACUAGAAGCCUUUGGAAACGCCAAAACGAUUCGCAAUGACAACUCAUCUCGUUUUGGGAAAUACAUUGACAUCCAUUUCAACAAGCGAGGAGCCAUAGAAGGAGCCAAGAUAGAGCAGUACCUGCUAGAGAAAUCCCGAGUCUGUCGACAGGCCUACGAUGAGAGAAACUACCACAUCUUCUACUGCAUGCUGAAGGGAAUGACUGUCGAUGAGAAGAAGAAACUGGGGCUGAGCAAAGCCACAGACUACACCUACCUGACCAUCGGUAACUGUACCGUUUGUGAUGGCCGAAACGAUAUGAAGGAGUACUCCAACAUCCGCUCUGCAAUGAAGGUGCUGAUGUUCACUGACAAGGAGAACUGGGAGAUUUCUAAGCUGCUGGCUGCUAUACUGCAUAUGGGGAACCUGAGAUACGAGGCACGCACCUAUGACAACCUUGAUGCCUGUGAGGUAGUGCGGAGCCCUCAUCUCACUACUUCUGCCACACUAUUAGAGGUGGAUGUUAAGGAUCUGAUGAACUGUCUGACCAGCCGAACACUCAUCACCAGAGGAGAGACGGUCUCCACCCCUCUCAGCAUGGAACAAGCUCUGGAUGUACGGGACGCUUUUGUUAAGGGUAUUUACGGUCGCUUGUUUGUGUGGAUCGUGGAAAAGAUCAAUGCAGCCAUUUAUAAGCCUCCGUCAUCUCAGCCCAAAGCGCUCAGACGCUCCAUCGGACUCCUGGACAUCUUUGGCUUUGAAAACUUCACAGUAAACAGCUUCGAGCAGCUGUGCAUAAACUUUGCCAACGAGAACCUGCAGCAGUUCUUCGUGCGUCAUGUGUUCAAGCUAGAGCAGGAGGAGUACAACCUGGAGAACAUCAACUGGCAGCACAUUGAGUUCACAGACAACCAGGACGCUCUGGACAUGAUCGCCAUCAAACCCAUGAACAUCAUCUCACUCAUCGACGAGGAGAGCAAAUUUCCGAAGGGAACAGACACCACCAUGCUCAACAAGCUGAACUUUCAGCAUAAACUCAACACAAACUACAUCCCUCCAAAGAACAACUACGAGACUCAGUUUGGCAUCCAACACUUUGCUGGAGUGGUUUACUAUGAAACAAGAGGUUUCCUGGAGAAGAACAGGGACACUUUGUAUGGCGACAUCAUUCAGCUGGUUCACUCCUCCAAAAACAAGUUCAUCAAACAAAUCUUCCAGGCUGACGUAGCUAUGUUUCUGUGUGGUUACGCUCCUGUUAGUUCAGCCACAGCUCCCUCCAAGGGAGCAGAAACCAGGAAGCGUUCGCCCACCCUGAGCAGCCAGUUUAAAAGAUCUCUGGAGCUGCUGAUGAGAACUCUGAGCGUCUGUCAGCCGUUCUUCGUCCGCUGCAUCAAACCCAAUGAAUACAAGAAGCCGAUGCUGUUUGACAGGGAGCUGUGUGUACGUCAGCUGAGGUACUCUGGUAUGAUGGAGACCAUCCGAAUCCGCCGUGCUGGAUAUCCCAUCCGCUACACCUUCGUGGAGUUCGUUGACCGCUACCGGGUGCUCAUGCCUGGAGUCAAACCAGCAUACAAACAGGAGGACCUGAGAGGAACCUGCGAGAGGAUCGCUGAGGCCGUGCUCGGCAGAGACGACGACUGGCAGAUGGGAAAAACCAAGAUCUUCCUCAAGGAUCAUCACGACAUGCUGCUGGAGAUCGAGAGAGACAAGGCCAUCACAGACAAGGUCAUCCUCAUCCAGAAGGUGGUUCGGGGUUUCAAGGACAGAUCCAACUUCCUAAAGAUGAAGAAGUCAGCAGUGCUGAUCCAGAAGACGUGGAGAGGAUAUCAGUGCAGGAAGAACUAUGGAGCUAUGCGAGCUGGCUUUUCUCGCCUCCAAGCUCUGGUUCGUUCCAGGAAGUUGUGCGCAUCGUAUCACGUGGCCCGUCAGCGAAUCACAGCCUUCCAGGGUCGCUGUCGCGGCUUCUUGGUGCGUCGAGCAUUCAGGCACCGGCUGUGGGCCGUCAUCACCAUCCAGGCCUACACGAGAGGAAUGAUCGCUCGACGACUGUACAAGAGGCUGAAGGGAGAGUACCGGAGGAGGCUGGAGGCCGAGAAGAUGCGUCUGGCUGAAGAAGCCAAACUGAGGAACCAGAUGUCUGCAAAGAGAGCGAAAGCUGAGGCUGAACGCAAACACCAGGAGCGUCUGGCUCAGCUGGCCAAAGAGGACGCUGAGCGGGAGAAGAAGGAGAAGGAGGAGGCUCGGAGGAAGAAGGAGAUGGUCGAGCAGAUGGAGAAGGCCCGCAUGGAGCCUGUCAAUGACUCAGACAUGGUGGAUAAGAUGUUUGGCUUCCUGGGGACCACUAGUUCUUUCCCGGGUCAGGAAGGGCAAGCCCCCGCUGGCUUUGAGGAUCUGGAGCGGACCCAUCACGAGCUAGAGGAGGAGGAUCUGGAUGAGGCUCUUCCUCUGCCCGAGGACGAUGAUGAAGAGGAUUUAUCAGAGUACAAAUUCGCCAAGUUUGCUGCCACCUACUUCCAGGGCACCACCACGCACACCUACGUCCGACGACCUCUCAAACAGCCGCUGCUCUUCCACGACGAUGAGGGGGACCAGCUGGCUGCUCUGGCAGUGUGGAUCACGGUGCUGAGGUUCAUGGGCGAUCUCCCGGAGCCAAAGUACCACACAGCCAUCAGCGAUGGCAGCGAGAAGAUCCCCGUCAUGACCAAAAUCUACGAGACGCUGGGGAAAAAGACGUACAAGCGAGAGCUGCAGGCUUUGCAAAGGGAGGGAGAGACGCCUCACUCUGACAGCCACAAGAAAAACAGCGUCCGACACAAACUGGUGUCCCUCACCCUGAAGAAGAAAUCCAAGAUCACCGAGGAGGUCACCAAGCGCCUUAACGAUGGUGAGUACGGUCUUCAUGGCAACAGCAUGCUGGAAGAUCGUCCCACAUCCAACCUGGAGAAACUUCACUUUAUCAUCGGCAACGGGAUCCUGAGGCCAGGACUGAGGGAUGAGAUCUACUGUCAGAUCUGUAAGCAACUGAGUCAGAACCCAUCUAAGAGUUCUCACGCUCGCGGUUGGAUCCUCAUCUCUUUGUGUGUCGGCUGCUUCGCUCCAUCAGACAAAUUUGUGAAGUAUCUGAGGAACUUCAUCAGCUGCGGGCCUCCAGGCUACGCUCCAUACUGUGAAGAACGUCUAAGACGAACAUUUGUGAAUGGGACGCGAACGCAGCCUCCGUCCUGGCUGGAGCUGCAGGCCACCAAAUCAAAGAAGCCCAUCAUGUUGCCGGUGACGUUCAUGGAUGGCACGACCAAAACGCUGCUGACAGACUCGGCCACCACAGCGAAGGAGCUCUGCAACGCCCUGUCGGACAAGAUCAACCUGCGAGACCGCUUUGGCUUCUCGCUGUACAUCGCGUUGUUUGACAAGGUCUCCUCUUUAGGCAGCGGGAGCGACCAUGUGAUGGACGCCGUGUCGCAGUGCGAGCAGUACGCCAAAGAGCAGGGAGCUCAGGAGAGGAACGCCCCCUGGCGGCUGUUCUUCAGGAAAGAAAUCUUUACGCCGUGGCACGAGCCAACAGAAGACCAGGUCGCCACCAACCUGAUCUACCAGCAAACUGUCAGGGGCGUCAAGUUUGGAGAAUACCGCUGUGACAGGGAUGACCUCGCAGAGCUGGCCUCUCAGCAGUAUUACAUUGACUACGGUUCAGAGAUCCUCCUGGAGCGCCUGCUGAGCCUCAUUCCAUCUUACAUCCCGGACAGAGAGAUCACCACCUCCAGAUCGGUGGAGAAGUGGGCUCACUUCAUCAUGGCUGCUCAUAAAAAGAGCAUCUACACCCAGAAGAGAUUUGACCCUCAGAAGGUGAAGGAGGAAGUGGUCGACUUUGCUCGCCACAAGUGGCCUCUGCUCUUCUCUCGUUUCUACGAAGCCUUCAAGUUUUCAGGUCCCAGUCUGCCUAAAAACGACCUCAUCGUCGCCGUCAACUGGACAGGAGUUUAUUUUGUAGACGAGCAGGAACAGGUCCUCUUAGAGCUCUCCUUCCCAGAAAUCACUGCAGUUUCCAGCAGCAGGGGAGGAAAGCUGCAGGGUCAGAGUUUCACUUUGGCGACCAUCAAAGGAGACGAGUACACCUUCACCUCCAACAACGCAGAGGACAUCCGGGACCUGGUGGUGACCUUCCUGGAGGGUCUGAGGAAGAGGUCAAAGUUUGUGGUCGCUCUGCAGGACAACCCCAACCCCACUGGAGAGGAGUCGACGUUCCUGAGCUUCCGGAAAGGAGACCUGAUCCUGUUGGACCAGGAAACCGGCGAGCAGGUCCUCAACUCUGGCUGGGCACACGGCGUUAAUGAACGAACCAAUCAGAAGGGAGAUUUCCCAGCGGACUGCGUCUACGUCCUGCCCACCAUGACCCGACCCCAGCAGGACAUAGUGGCGCUGGUCACCAUGACACCCGAGCAGCGACAGGAGUCGGUUCGUGUUUCGCAGGUCGUGAUGGUGGAAACUGAUGACAGAACGAAACCCUACACGCUGGAGGAGUUCUCCUACGACUACUUCAGGCCUCCUCCCAAACACACCCUGAGCCGCGUGAUGGUCACGAAGAAUCGCGGGAAAGACAAGCUGUGGAGCUGCACCCGAGAGCCGCUGAAACAGCCGCUGCUGAAGAAGGUCGUCAGCCACGAGGAGCUGGCUCAGGACGCCUGCAUGUCUUUUAUAGCUAUCAUGAAGUACAUGGGCGACUACCCGUCCAAACGGACUCGCUCGGUGAACGAGCUGACAGACCAGAUCUUUGAAGGGGCGCUGAAGGCUGAACCACUGAAGGAUGAGAUCUACUGUCAGAUCAUCAAACAGCUCACAGACAAUCACGUCAAGUACAGUGAGGAGAAAGGCUGGGAGCUGCUGUGGUUGUGCACGGGGUUGUUUCCUCCCAGUAACGUGCUGUUGCCGCACAUCCAGCGCUUCCUCCAGUCCAAGAAGCACCACCCGCUGUCUGGAGACUGCAUGCAGAGGGUGCACAAAGCGCUACGAAACGGAUCCAGGAAGUACCCUCCUCAUUUGGUGGAAGUGGAGGCCAUCCAACAUAAAACGACCCAAAUCUUCCAUAAAGUCUACUUCCCCGACGACACAGACGAGGCCUUCGAGGUGGAGUCGAGCACCAAGGCGAAGGAUUUCUGUCAGAACAUUUCCACCAGACUGCUGCUCAAAUCUCCUGAAGGCUUCAGCCUUUUCGUCAAGAUCUCAGACAAGGUGAUCAGUGUACCUGAGGGAGAUUUCUUCUUUGACUUCGUCAGACAUUUAACGGACUGGAUCAAGAAAUCUCGGCCGGCUAAAGACGGAAUCGUUCCCUCUCUGACCUACCAGGUGUUCUUCAUGAAGAAGCUGUGGACUAACACGGUUCCAGGGAAGGACUCCUUCGCUGACUCCAUCUUCCACUACUACCAGGAGCUGCCUAAAUACUUGCGUGGCUACCACAAAUGUUCACGAGAGGAGGUUUUCCAGCUCGCAGCGCUUAUCUAUCGCGUCAAGUUCGAAGAUGACAAAUCCCAUUUCCCCACAAUUCCCAAGAUGCUUCGGGAGCUGGUUCCCCAGGACCUCAUCCGCCAGAUGUCACCAGAUGACUGGAAGAGGUCUGUUGUUGCAUACUUCAACAAGCAGGCCGGGAAAUCGAGGGAAGAGGCCAAACUGAUGUUCCUGAAGAUCAUCUACAAAUGGCCGACCUUUGGCUCCGCCUUCUUUGAGGUUAAGCAAACUACAGAGCCCAACUACCCAGAGAUCCUGCUGAUCGCCAUCAACAAGCAUGGAGUCAGUCUCAUUGACCCCAAGUCAAAGGACAUCCUGACCACUCACCCCUUCACCAAGAUCUCCAACUGGAGCAGCGGGAACACCUAUUUCCACAUCACCAUCGGCAACCUGGUCAGAGGAAGCAAACUGCUGUGUGAGACCUCACUGGGCUACAAGAUGGAUGACCUGCUGACCUCCUACAUCAGCCAAAUGUUGACCACCAUGAACAAGCACCGGUCAGGGCGGGGCCACAGCAAGUGAACUUCUUACUGGCAGGAGGCUACUGAGCUCAUCCGCCUCUUACGUCCUAUUGGCCAGCACUGCAGCUGGGGGCGGACCUUUACCAGCCACCUUUGGAGGAUGAGCCGCAGUCCUUCUGCUAGCUCAGAAGGGUCAAAGUUCACCUGGGAGAGUUCGAAUGCUAGCGGCAGCAGCGACCCCGGCGAAGGCCCCAGCAACAAUUACCACUACAGCUAUGAUGAAGACGAGCCGUCCAGUGAGGAUGACUACCUCUGAACUGUCCUUUCUGACUGCGUCGCCUUAAGACGACGCAUCGUUAGGUCUGAGCCUUAAGUACACACUGCAGUGACCCUGAACAUGACCCUGUAUUAGCACUUUAUGCUAACCUGACUUCUAAUUGAGCAUUUUUACAUAUUAGCAUAGCAACACGCUAAUGCGCCAGACUGCUGUAAGGGGAUAUUUGACUGUUAACAGGGUUUGUGCAGGUUUUAGAGAGUAUUAAAGCCUCUUACUUUUGCCCGAUGUUUACGGUAUCACGUGUUUCAGAUGUCACACCUGCGGGGACCCCCUGCCUCAUUAUAAGCUCAUCAAAUCCAUCCAUUAAAGUUCACUUGUACAUGUUUAGGUCAAACUAAUGGACUGACUACUCCUUUACAUGUUUUAAUACAUACAUAGAUAAUAAAUUAUUUUAGGCCAUUUCUUGCUGAUUCCUUUUGUUUCUUCAGCACUUUCACAAAUAAUUUGAUGAACUCUGCAGACAUCUAAAUUACCCCUGAAGAAGUUAAGGAGUUAAAAUACACAGAAACAUUCAGCUGAGACAGGCUGAAGAGUCAGAACUCGUCAAACUGAGGCUGAUUUUAAAAAGUAGCUCAGAAUGUAGAAAAAGAUUAUAUCAGAUCACAAAAACCAUCCAGCCUGAGAGCCUAAAAACAGCAUAGUCUUUUAAAGGCGUAUAUUUUCUCGUCUCUCACUGAGUAAAUGUUUGUUCCUUAAAUUACUCGAGCCGUCCAUCUUAUCCAGAUGAUUAAAUAGCAGUAGUUUCAUAUGCAGCAUUAACAGGGACUUACAUUUCAGUAAAUUUAACAUCAAUGAUUUUCAAACUGAUAUUAGACUGUAUAUUAAUUAUUAAUAAAAGGGCUAAAAAGGUCUUAAAUUUAGCUGGUAACCCUGUAAAGACCCUGAAAAACACAUUUGUCAUUCGUUAGUUUCAUGUGUGUAAAUUAGAGCCUUACAGCAGAUUUAGUGAUUUUUGGUUUUUGAGCAUCUUGAAAUACUCAAAGUCAAAAAGUUUACGGCUUUUCUUUGAUACAACACUUACUGGAAGUCGAGGUCAGACACAUUUGAGAUUUUAUGUUCAUGUGUACCGUCUGCUCUUAUUGGGUUCCAGUUCAUCACUUGUUUUUAGUAGUUCUUUCCCUGACCCUUAGGUCCAAACUGAGAGGAGGCCAGAGGGGUGUACUACGAUGGCUUAGUGGGCCAUGUCGAGCUUAAAGUCAGUUUCCUCUGUCAUGAAAGUGGCUCUGUUUAACUGGCACACAUAACCUGGUCAGGAGCAGGUUUUGUGUUCAGAGUUAAGUCGGUUGGAAGCCACAUGUCUUCACUGACUCUUAUUUACAUCAUGCUUUAAGUGCAAUAUGAAUCCUCUGCUGUGGGAAUACGUUUGAUAUGCAACUUGUUAAGCCGCACUUUGCUACCAUGACAAAUGAAGCCUAGCUGUAAACUUACAGCAGCAUAAACUCUGCAUGGCAUUGACAUGUGAAUCUGCAUGUACUCAGCUGGUAAUGCAGGAAAUGUUUUUAUAAGUGCUCCUCAUCUACAGUUUAGUCUGCUUUACACUGCUGCAAUUGCAGCUACUAGAACCCAGAACACACACUAAGAUUAUUCAAGUAUUUCACUGUUUAAAUGUAUCCAGUUUAAGGUUUCAGAGCUCUGAUGAGCAGCCGUCAGGUUAGAAAUAAUCAGCAGCACAGAGUGCGCUUGGCGAUAAUUGGCUUGAAUUAAAAUAUUCAAAUUUGUACCACUAUUUUUAUCAUCUGUGACAGUAGGUGUCACUCACGGGGAUCAUUUUCUGUGGAUAAAGUCACAUGACGUGACUUUGGUUUCAGGUUUUUCUUUGAUCCAGCUGACACAAAGAAAUCCUGGCGCUGGUGAACGUCCUUCGUAGCACACCUCUCUGAGCUUAUUUAAAACUUUGCUGUUGUUUUUGUGACACUAAAUUGACCUGUAACAUGUUUUUAAUCUUUAGGUUAAUGACUUCAGUGUGUGUCACAGUUUAAUACAGGGGAUUAUUUUUAAUACUCAUGGUUUAUGUUUACACUUGUUUAUUUCUUUACAACUGUUUAGUUUUACAUUUUUGCCUGUAUUGCGUCAUUUCUGUGAGAGCUGCUUCUUCCUGUAUGAGGCUUUUACAUUCUAGUUUGUAAAAAUGUUCUCAAAGGUCACUUGUUAGCUGGUUCUGGGGUUUUCAGCUGAAUCUCACGGUUUUCUUAAUAUGAAGGAGUUUUAGCUUUUGAACUGGAAUUGACUUAAUGAGGAUCAAAGCCAAUACUGUCCUGAUGAGUAAUGUGGACCCUGAGUUAAAACAAACUACCAUCAGUCACGUCACUUUUUCCUGCCUUUAAAACAGGCUUGGCCAACUCCAGUCCUCAAGAGCCGGUGUCCUGCAGGUUUUAGAUCUCACUCUGGGUCUACACACCUGAAUCAAAUGAUUAGUUCAUUACCAGGCCUCUGGAGAACUGCAAGACAUGUUGAGGAGGUCAUUUAGCCAUUUAAAUCAGGCGUAUUGAAUCAAGGACACAUCUAAAACCUGCAGGCCACUGGCCCUUGAGGCCUGGAGUUCCCCCGCCCCUGCUUUAAAGUAAACUUUGCCUACUUACAUGUGUAGGUCUUUACAUCUUUAUUAUCCAGCGAAUGAGAAAUGUGGGUGUUACACAGCCCUUAUAGCAAGGGGGAUAUAAAAAUAUAGAAGGAAGACACAAAGUAAAUGUCCUCUCCUGCUAAAACAUGCUGUUAAAAACUCUGAUAUUUUCACUGUUACAUAAAUCUUAAAUACACACUUUGACCUGUAAAGGUCGCCAUUACUCUGGUUAUACGCCACGGCAAUCAUCAUCAUUUUUUAAAGUUUACGAAGCACAAAGAAAAACCACACUUGCUGAUUUCUGUUGGAACUCCCAGUUAAAGUAAAAUAAGAGUACAUUUGGAAAUUGCAAACUAUGGAUAUUAAGUUCGAGUUCCCUUUUAAUACAUAUUAAAGGUUUUAGAUGCAAAAUCCAUUUAGACCUGUACUCAGGUAUUCAAGUACAAUUUGUCCAAAGUAUUGGCAAAUCAUUACUGAGUAACUAUAGAUUAGCUCAUGAAAGUCCCAUUAAUGAGAACAACUAAUGAAUUUAACAGAGAAGCAAACACGUAGCUUCAUAUCAAGGCUGAGCUCCUGGAAAUGUACAGGGACUCAGCAUCUGUGCAUGUACCUGCAAGAACAGAGUCACGACAGAGAAACUAAGUCAGAUAUCAGUUAAAAAUACUACAAUAAAGGUCUCAAUAUGGUUCAGUUUUUGACUUUCGUUUGUGUAAUAAAUAAUUUUACGUCGAAGCUGCUGGUGUCUCAGACUUGAGUGUCCGGUGGCGUCGGUCUGGUGGUGCAGGGGCUCGGUGUGAAUCGUUAAGUUUGAUAUUUUAACCUAAACUAUGAUCGUUUCCACUAAAUCUAACUGAACAGAAAGUAAAGGUAAUAAAAAUGAUCUGCAUGUUUAUCGUAAAGUUGCAACAAACCUAUUCACAAGUCAGUAAACACUGUUGAUAGGUAAUUAACCUUUUUAUAGUUAUUUGCUAUGAAUUUACAAUUUAUUAAGGUUUACAUAAUAAUUGUGUUUUUGUUGUGUUUGAAAUUCCAGCCUGGUUCCUUUUUUAACCUCAUUACGUCGACCUGUUGAACCCUUCAUUCUUCUGGUAACCAGCUCUGGGCUUUUGUCUGUAUAAUAAACUGCUGUUUGUAACUGUGCCAAUCAGCCCGUUUGAUACAUUUGCGUUUGAAGUUUUUGCCUUUUGUGUUUCUGUUUUCAGAGUAUUAGUGUGUGUUUUGACUCUGAUUGUGUAACUCAUCAUCCUGACUUCCUGUAGUGUUUCUGUAAUGUGUGCUCUCACUUUUGUACAAAGCAUUCAGUAAAUUUGGAUUCAACUUAAUUAAUUUCACUACUGUAAUAUUCAAAACAAGUAUGAUCAGUCAAACGUCUGAAAUACUAAAAGAUUAAAAUGUCUUACUAA
Pelmatolapia mariae (spotted tilapia) is the source of this 11318-nucleotide messenger RNA. RefSeq names its product myosin VIIAa (gene myo7aa). The record is from RefSeq and is a predicted model, not a curated record. Bases 477 to 7079 code for a protein of 2200 amino acids. Lineage: Eukaryota; Metazoa; Chordata; Actinopteri; Cichliformes; Cichlidae. Gene Ontology annotation, cellular component: cytoskeleton; myosin complex. Gene Ontology annotation, molecular function: cytoskeletal motor activity; ATP binding; protein binding. The transcript is spliced from 52 exons.